CUUUUAGUUACAAACUGGUGUUUUGAAAUGCUGUGUACUUUGAAAAAAAGAGUGUACUUUGUUCCAAAUUUGGUUAAGAUUUAACAAUCAAAACAAUCAAAACUAAAAGCACUUAUUAAAUUUAUUGACUGAAGUUCACAAUGUGUUAGAACAAGUUUUGGCGUUUUUUAAAUUGUUUUUUUAACCCAAAAGCUCAACUCUAAUUUUAAAGUUUCAUAUUAAUUUUGUACAUACUAAUGUAGAAAUAAGAUAACGUGUAUAAAAGAACAGAUUUUGAAAAUGUCUCAAACUAAAGUAUCAGAAAACAUUGGUGUUGCGUGCAAGCUUGCUGAAGCAAAAGAGUAUUGGACCUGUAAUAGAAAAGAAGCAGUCAAAAUACGUUUUUCAGGUACUGAAGACAGUUUAUCUAACUCUCCAGCCAUUUCCAUUCCAGAAUUUUAUAUGCGGGCAGUAAAUAAGUUUUCUAAUCGAACCGCCAUCAAAGUAGAAAAAGAAGGAAAGUGGAUUUCUUGGACAUUUCAAAAGUGUUUGGAGGAAGUAAGAACAGCAGCUAAAGCGUUUAUUAAACUUGGUUUAGAACCGUCAAACAGUGUUGGUAUACUCGGUUCCAAUUCACCGGAAUGGUUUUUUGCUGAUGUUGGGGCAAUCUUUGCAGGAGGAAUAGUCGCUGGUAUUUACCCUACAAAUAGUUCGGAGAUGUGUCACUUUAUUUGUGAAGACUCUCAUUGCAAUAUUGUUGUUGUUGAAAAUGAAUUUCAACUUGAGAAGAUUUUAGAGUUUUGGGAUCAACUACCUUUUUUACACGCUGUUGUGCAAUAUACUGGUGAAAUUAAAGAAAAAAGACCCAAUUUAUAUACAUGGAGUGAGUUUAUGGAAAUUGGCAGAAAUGUUGAUGAUUCAAUUCUUGAGCAACGAGUAAACAUGCAAGCUCCAAAUAAAUGUUGCAUUCUAAUUUACACUUCAGGAACAACUGGCAAUCCAAAAGGAGUAAUGCUUUCACAUGACAAUAUCUGUAUUAAUACUAUAUGUGUUGUACGACUAUUAGGAAUUGAAAAUGAUAGCUUUCAGCAUCAGCUGAUUAGUUAUUUGCCUCUAUCUCAUAUUGCUGCUCAGAUAAUUGAUAUUUGGAUUUCAACUUUAGCUGGCGCAUGUUUGACUUUUGCUCAACCUGAUGCAUUAAAAGGCUCUUUAAUUAAGACACUUAAACAAGUACGCCCUACUUUGUUCGGUGGUGUUCCGAGAGUCUAUGAGAAAAUAGAAGAAAACUUAAAAAGUGUUGGAGCAAACAUGACUGGUUUCAAAAAGAAGUUAAGUGGCUGGACUAAGCAAAAACUUUUACUUGCAUACAAAAAUCAUGAAUUAGGAGAAUCAGAACCAUUUGGAACAUUUCUCGCAAAAAGGCUAAUUAAAAAAUUACAUAGGAAGUUAGGUUUGGAUCGUUGCCAGAUGUUGUUUUGUGGUGCUGCUCCAAUAUCGAAAGAAACAUUAGAAUACUUCCAAAGCCUCUGCUUACCGUUAAAUGAAAUUUAUGGAAUGAGUGAAUCUACUGGUCCUGUAACAAUGUCCACACCAAAACAAUCCAAAUUUUUAUCAAUCGGAAAACUCUUAUCUAUUAACGAAGGCAAUAUUUUAAACCCUGAUGAAAUUGGUUGUGGCGAAUUAAGCUUCAGAGGUCGGAAUGUGAUGAUGGGUUACUUAAAUAGCGAACAAAAAACAAAAGAAGUGUUAAGCAAUGAUGGCUGGUUAAGAAGUGGAGAUGUUGGAAAGCGUGAUAAGAAUGGUUUCUUUUAUAUAACUGGAAGAAUUAAAGAAUUGAUCAUAACUGCAGGAGGGGAAAAUAUAGCUCCAGUUCCAAUUGAAGAUAAUAUCAAAGCUGAAUUACCUUUAAUAUCCAUUGCGAUGGUGAUUGGAGAUCAAAAGAAAUAUUUGACAUGUUUGUUGACUCCUCGUGUUGAAAUAGACAUGGAAACAGGGUUGUCAACAGACAAACUUCUACCGAUGGUUGUGAAAUAUUGUAGUGAACUUGGAAUUAAUGCUACUAAAUCCCAAGAGAUAUCUCCAAAUGUUCCAGAACCACUACGACAAGCAAUUCAAUCAGGCAUAGAUUGCGCUAACAAAAAAGCCAUAUCAAAUGCAUCAAAAGUACAAAAAUGGACGCUGCUCCCUUAUGAUUUUACCACGGUUGGGGGAGAACUUGGCCCGACACAAAAACUUCGUCGUCCUCAUGUCAUGAAAAUGUACCAAGAAACUAUUGACGAAAUGUAUAAAUCAUAACGAAGGCUGAAAAUGAGCGACUGUAGUCCUCACUGUGGGUUUUUACAUACUUUUUAAAUCAGCUUUGAAAAAAAUAACACUUUCAUUACAAUUUCUCUACUGCAAAAUUGAUCUUUUAAAGAUUUCAUUAACAAAUUAUUACACAAGCAUUUAUUAUUCUCAUUUAGUUUUCAUUUGUAAAAAUUAUGCAUACAAUUAUUUAUACAUAUGUAAAUUACUUA
Hydra vulgaris (swiftwater hydra) is the source of this 2495-nucleotide messenger RNA. Its product is annotated as long-chain-fatty-acid--CoA ligase ACSBG2. Gene Ontology annotation, cellular component: membrane; endoplasmic reticulum. Lineage: Eukaryota; Metazoa; Cnidaria; Hydrozoa; Anthoathecata; Hydridae. Gene Ontology annotation, molecular function: long-chain fatty acid-CoA ligase activity. The record is from RefSeq and is a predicted model, not a curated record.